Rhagoletis pomonella (apple maggot) is the source of this 953-nucleotide messenger RNA. RefSeq names its product ADP-ribosylation factor 2. The transcript has 4 exons. Gene Ontology annotation, molecular function: GTPase activity; GTP binding. Lineage: Eukaryota; Metazoa; Arthropoda; Insecta; Diptera; Tephritidae. The record is from RefSeq and is a predicted model, not a curated record. The coding region runs from base 237 to 779 and encodes 180 amino acids. Gene Ontology annotation, cellular component: plasma membrane; cytoplasm. Gene Ontology annotation, biological process: intracellular protein transport; vesicle-mediated transport.
GUAAGUGACAGUUAUUAUCGUUCUAUUCUUUACACAGUUGUCAUUCUACAGCUGCCAUAUUGAAAUUUUUCUUGUGAGAGAACGUCACCAACAUUGCGAAGAUAAAAAAUAAAUGUUUAAUUUCUAGUGAAAUUGGUUAGAAAGCGCCGCAAAGUAUUAAAUUUUCAACGUCAGAGUUUCUUAUAUUGCAAUUCCAUUCUUCGUUUAAGAAGAUUUAAAAAAGAGAAGUUGCUACAAUGGGUUUGACGAUUUCGAGUUUGCUGACACGUCUUUUUGGAAAGAAGCAAAUGCGUAUAUUGAUGGUGGGCUUAGAUGCGGCUGGUAAAACGACCAUUCUUUAUAAACUAAAGCUCGGAGAGAUUGUCACGACCAUUCCAACUAUUGGUUUUAACGUAGAGACUGUUGAGUAUAAAAAUAUUUGCUUCACCGUUUGGGAUGUUGGUGGCCAGGAUAAAAUCAGGCCGCUAUGGCGCCACUAUUUUCAAAAUACGCAGGGUCUGAUUUUUGUUGUAGACUCAAACGACCGAGAUCGUAUAAAUGAAGCUGAAAAAGAAUUACAAAAUAUGCUACAAGAAGAUGAAUUACGUGAUGCAGUACUGCUUGUAUUUGCUAAUAAGCAAGACUUACCAAACGCAAUGAGUGCAGCGGAAUUAACCGACAAACUAAGACUUAAUCAACUGCGGAAUCGUCACUGGUACAUUCAAGCAGCAUGCGCCACACAAGGCAACGGACUUUAUGAAGGUCUUGACUGGCUGUCGGCAGAAUUGGCUAAGAAAUGAUAAACAAGCGCUUAAAGCUAAUCUUUGCAACAUUCACGUGAUUUCAACUUUUAAGGGCUAAAGCAAAAAGUUGCGUUGUUGCGAUUCAUUCGUAAUAAUUUUAUAAAUAUAUAAAAUAAAUAUAUUAGAUUGUAAACAUAUUCAAUAAUAAAAAUACAUUCGCUUCACUUUCAA